AUGUUGCCGUUUUAUAUUCGCUACAUCAAUUGGACUCUUAACCAUGAAGAGUCUCCCCCACGGCAACAUUAUCCGGUCCCAGAGAGUCCACCUAUCAUUGCCUCGCCUCCUCGAAGAAAGAAGUACAACUCGGAAACACCUUCGACUGAAUCUGCCACAAAUGCUUCUUCCUCGCAACAGCCUGUUGUAGAAAGAACUUAUAUGUCAAGCGACACAUCAACAAGGUCGGUAAAGAAGAAGAAGAAGACGAGCACAAAGGCAUUAGUGAAGCGUCUACUAAGCGUUGUGGCUGACUUAACUUCUAAACUAGAUCGUGUAUUACAGAAAAAAGAUGAACCAGAUACAGGGUUUGGAGAAGAGGAGGAGAUUGUAAAUGAAGAGGAGGAAGAACCAUUUUACCAUGGUUUUAAAGAUAGUAUUAUCUCAGAGCUAGAUGUGAUUAACUACUGGAACGAUUUCUCCGAUGGACACAAAACCAAUGCAACUAUUCAGUUUGUUGAUACUAUAGACGCGCCACAACAGGAAUAUAUUGUAGGUAGAGGGGAUUGUGGAGUAUUCGUAUGCAUGUUUAUGGAAAUGAUUGUUUCAGGGUACCAGUGA
Messenger RNA from Lactuca virosa, 600 nucleotides. Lineage: Eukaryota; Viridiplantae; Streptophyta; Magnoliopsida; Asterales; Asteraceae. The record is from the annotation of a GenBank genome assembly.